Molecule: messenger RNA, 1590 nt
Organism: Beta vulgaris subsp. vulgaris (sugar beet)
Lineage: Eukaryota; Viridiplantae; Streptophyta; Magnoliopsida; Caryophyllales; Amaranthaceae
Product: vacuolar-processing enzyme
Exons: 8
Coding region: 151-1575 (474 amino acids)
Biological process (GO): vacuolar protein processing
Molecular function (GO): cysteine-type endopeptidase activity
Source: RefSeq, a predicted model, not a curated record
CAACGACCCUUAAUUUUCCACGUAUUAAAGCAAGAAAUAUAUCCUUCAUAUAUCAAUCUUGCAAAUUCCCACUAUUUCACAUCAGAAUCUCUCUCAAAAACUAUCUCCCCUUGUUUUUCCAAUUAUAUUCUGCCAUUUGUCACCGGAGAAAUGAUCCGCUAUAUCGCCGGCGUACCAUUAAUUCUGUUCUUACUCUUAAGUUCACUCGUUGAGAGCCGUCAGAUCUUCGACGACUUCCUUCGAUUACCGUCUGAUCAUGAUUUUCCACGCAGCAACGACGUUGAUGAUGAUCAAAUCGGUACUAGAUGGGCGGUUUUGAUUGCUGGCUCAAAUGGGUACUGGAAUUACAGACAUCAGGCUGAUGUUUGUCAUGCUUACCAAGUUUUGAAGAAAGGCGGUCUGAAAGAUGAAAAUAUCAUUGUUUUCAUGUACGAUGACAUUGCUUAUCACGAAGAGAAUCCAAGACCAGGUGUCAUCAUCAAUAGCCCCUAUGGAGGUGAUGUUUACGCAGGGGUUCCCAAGGAUUACACCGGGAAUAAUGUGACUGUCCACAACUUUUUUGCUGCUUUACUUGGAGACAGAGAAGCUAUUACUGGUGGGAGUGGAAAGGUGGUGGAUAGCGGCCCUAAUGAUCAUAUAUUCAUCUAUUACUCAGACCACGGUGGUGCUGGUGUACUCGGUAUGCCUACUGUUCCAUUCCUCUAUGCUGAUGCGUUGAUGAAUACAUUAAAGAGAAAGCAUGCUUCUCAAACAUAUAAGAGCUUGGUAUUUUAUGUUGAAGCCUGUGAAUCUGGGAGCAUCUUUGAGGGUCUUCUUCCUGAAGGGCUUAAUAUCUAUGCUACCACUGCUUCCAAUGCUGUAGAAAGUAGUUGGGGGACCUAUUGUCCUGGGGAUUAUCCUGGGCCUCCUCCAGAGUAUGAAACGUGUCUGGGUGAUUUGUAUAGUGCAGCUUGGAUGGAAGACAGUGAGAUUCACAACUUGCGGACUGAAACCUUGAAGCAUCAAUAUGAACUGGUUAAGAUGAGGACAUCCAAUGGAGGAUCUCGUUAUGGCUCUCAUGUCUUGCAAUUUGGUGAUAAAGAUCUUAGCAAAGACAAGCUUUAUAUGUACAUGGGUUCAAAUCCUGCCAAUGAGAAUUUCACGUAUGUGGAUAAUAACUCAUUGCACCCACCGUCUUCUAAAGCCGUUAACCAGCGGGAUGCUGAUCUUGUCCACUUCUGGGAAAAGUUCCGCAAGGCUCCUGAAGGCUCUCAAAGCAAGAUGGAAGCUCAGAAACUGUUUAUGGAGGCAAUGUCACAUAGAAUUCACUUAGAUCACAGUAUUAAACUUGUUGGAAAGCUUUUGUUUGGAAUAGAGAAAGGUCCAGAGAUCUUAGAGACUGUUCGGCCUGCUGGGCAACCCCUCGUUGAUGACUGGACUUGCCUUAGAACAUUGGUAUGUUCUGAAAAUUCCUCUCCAAUUUUCGUCAUCAAAAGUCUAUUUUCCCUUGCUCAAAAAUUCUUUCCGUUCUACUUAAAUUGUUCAAAUUUUCCUUUUCUUGUUAUUCAAAAACAUACUCUCUCUGUCCUCACUUAAAAUUUUAUGUUAGAA